Messenger RNA from Dendrobium catenatum, 882 nucleotides. RefSeq lists its product as uncharacterized. The transcript has 3 exons. NCBI's taxonomy places the organism in Eukaryota, Viridiplantae, Streptophyta, Magnoliopsida, Asparagales, Orchidaceae. The coding region runs from base 1 to 882 and encodes 293 amino acids. The record is from RefSeq and is a predicted model, not a curated record.
AUGAAAGAUAUUGGAGACUCCUACUAUGCCACUUUGGUAGAUAAAUCUCGUGAUGUUUCUACAAAGCAACAGCUGGCUGUUGCAGUGAGAUAUGUGGAUAGUUUAGGACAAGUUGUUGAAAGGUUUAUAGGCAUUAAAUAUGUCGCAUCGACUAAUGCUAUUGCAUUAAAAGAAGCCAUGGAAGAUAUACUUGCUAAACACUCAUUGAUCAUACAUAGGAUCCGAGUAAUUGAAGUUGUUGAAAUUAUCAAAGAAGAUGGGGUACAUGAUCAACAAGCAGUUGAAGCUGGUGUUCUGAUAAAUGCCAUGAAAUUUUUUGAUUUUAUCCUUGCUAUGCACUUAUUGAUUGAUAUUUUAGGUGUCACCAAUGAAUUAUCACAGGCCUUGCAAAGAAAAGAUCAGGAUAUAUUGAAUGCAAUGAAUUCUACAUUCAAAGGCCGUCGACGAUCAGCACGUAGAAAUGAUGACACAACAAAUUUAAAUCAUUAUCGUGUGGAAUUCUUUUACAUUAUUAUUGAUAUGAAACUUCAAGAGCUGAAUAAUAAAUUCUCUGAAACCAGUACUGAAUUGCUUCUUUGCAUGUCAUGUCUAAAUCCAAAUAAUUCAUUCUCUGCUUAUGAUAAGGAGAAAUUAAUUCAGCUUGCAGAGCUAUAUUCAAUCGAUUUUUCUAUUGUUGAACUUGUGGCUUUAGAGUACCAGGUAUCGACAUACAUUCUUAAUAUGCGUUCAAGCGAGGAGUUAUCAUCUUUGGACAACAUUGCUGAUCUAGCAAAACAAAUUGUUAAGGAUAAAAAAGAUAUCGUGUACCCCUUAGUUCACCGGCUUCUUGUUUUAGCAUUAACUUUGCCCGUUGCCACCGCUACAGUGGAAAGAGCAUUUUAA